Molecule: messenger RNA, 1431 nt
Organism: Striga hermonthica
Lineage: Eukaryota; Viridiplantae; Streptophyta; Magnoliopsida; Lamiales; Orobanchaceae
Source: the annotation of a GenBank genome assembly
AUGCUUCCCACCAUCACCACCACCCCUUCGCCGCCUCCCGUCACCACCGGCCGCCACCACCUCACAGCCAAGAAACCGGCAAAACUCCAACUCCAAAUCUCCCUCCGCCUUUGUAGUUGGCUCGUUUUCACCGCCUUUCUUCAAUUCCUUUUCUUUAACUUCCUCCGAAAUUUCUCCUCCUCUUCAACAACUGACGAUCCUUCGUGCCCCCUCGGCAAAAUCCACGUAUACGACCUCCCGGCCUCCCUCAACCGAGCCUUCCUCGACGACUGUGCCAACCUCGACCCGUGGUCAAACCGAUGCUCCGCCUUCUCCCACUUCGGCUUUGGCCCACCGGCCGACUCCCUUCGAACCCUCGUCCCACCGGACCUCCUCCCCGCGUGGCGGUGGACCGACAUGUACUCCGGCGAGCUCAUCUACCACUCCCGACUCCUCGACUCCCCAUGCACCACACCCGACCCAAACGAGGCUUCCGCUUUCUACAUCCCCUUCUACGCCGGCCUUGCCGUCAGCCGAUAUCUCUUCGCCAACUACACAACUGCGCAACGCGACGCGCAUGCGCUCCGGAUGCUCGACUGGGUCACGACCCGCGAACCCUUCCGGAGGUCCAACGGGACGGACCACUUCAUCAUGCUCGGCCGACUCACGUGGGACUUCCGGCGCCUCACGGAGAACGACGACGAUUGGGGCACAAAGUUGAGCCUAAUGCGGCCGAUGAGAAACGUGCUCCGACUCUUGGUCGAGCGGAGCCCGUGGGACCCGCUUGAGGUUAGCGUGCCGUACCCGACCGGGUUCCACCCGAGGACCCGGUCAGACGUGGACUGGUGGCAAGGGUUCGUUCGCGAGAAGGAGCGCGCGAGCCUAUUCACCUUCGUGGGGGCAGCUCGGAGGAAAAUUAAGAACGAUUUUCGAGGGUUGUUAAUCGACUACUGCAGGGGAGAAGAACAUGGGAAAUGUCGAUUGGUCGAUUGCGCGACUAGCAAGACAAAAUGUGACGAUGGGGUCCCGACUAUAAUGGAGGCAUUCUUGGGCUCUGAUUUUUGUCUGCAACCGAAAGGGGACGGGUCAACUAGGAGGUCGAUGUUCGAUUGCAUGCUUGCGGGGUCGAUACCGGUUUAUUUUUGGAGGGAAAGUUUCGAGAGUCAAUACGAGUGGCACUUGCCGGAGAAUGCGUCGAGUUACUCAGUUUUUAUCGACCGGCGGGCCGUGAGGAAUGACUCGUCGGUUAUAAGGAGGGUUUUGGAAGGGUAUAGUCGAGAGGAGGUGAGGAGAAUGAGGGAGACGAUAGUCGGGUUUUUGCCGAGAAUGGUGUAUUCGAUGACCGAUACGUCUUUUUCGGUCGAGGGUUUUAAGGAUGCGUUCGAUGUAGCCAUGGAAGGAGUGUUGAGAAGGUUCAAGGAAGGAAAAAAGAUGAGGGAGAAGAGAAGUUGA